Caretta caretta (loggerhead turtle) is the source of this 1775-nucleotide messenger RNA. NCBI's taxonomy places the organism in Eukaryota, Metazoa, Chordata, Testudines, Cheloniidae. The record is from RefSeq and is a predicted model, not a curated record.
CUGCGUGCGCACGCAUGCGCAGAUGUGGCAGUGCGUGCCCGUUCCGAACCAGUUGCUGCUGCUGAGGAAGCUUCUCGGGUUGGGGGGUUUGUAGCGGCGGCCGCUGUUGGGACUCGCCCCCCCCCACCCCGGCCAUUUGUACCUGGCGUCCUGAGGCGCCCCCCAGGCCCUCGCUCAGCAUCAGCCGAAGGCGCGACGCUUCCAAAAUGUCGCAGACAGCAAUGUCCGAGACCUAUGUUGCGCUGUCCAGAAAGAAUGACAGAAUUUAAGACAGAAGCUCCUCUAGGAUGACAGCUGAAUGGAAUGUUGGAACUAAGGUUUCUUUGUCAGUUGUGAAGAAAGAGAAAACAAACCACAAAAUGAAGUGACUUGCAAAGUGUUUUUGCUUCCAGUUCUGCUCUGGGAAGAGAUGACUGAAAAGACAUUCAGGCAAUUCAGCAGCAGUAGAAGCACUAAAUAUUUCCUGUUUAAAUUCUUGGUUAUUGGAAAUGCUGGAACUGGCAAGUCCUGUUUGCUUCAUCAGUUUAUUGAGAAGAAAUUCAAAGAUGACUCAAAUCAUACUAUAGGAGUGGAAUUUGGUUCCAAGAUAAUAAAUGUAGGGGGUAAAUAUGUAAAAUUACAGAUAUGGGACACAGCAGGACAAGAGAGAUUCAGGUCUGUAACAAGAAGUUACUACAGAGGUGCAGCGGGUGCUUUGCUUGUCUAUGACAUUACCAGCCGAGAAACCUACAACGCACUUACUAAUUGGUUGACAGAUGCAAGGAUGUUAGCAAGUCAAAAUAUUGUGAUCAUACUGUGUGGGAACAAAAAGGAUCUCGAUGCAGAUCGUGAAGUUACUUUUUUAGAAGCAUCCAGGUUUGCACAAGAAAAUGAGCUGAUGUUUUUGGAAACAAGUGCACUAACCGGGGAGAAUGUUGAAGAGGCCUUUGUACAGUGUGCAAGAAAAAUACUUAAUAAAAUUGAAUCAGGUGAACUGGAUCCAGAAAGGAUGGGCUCAGGAAUUCAGUAUGGAGAUGCUGCCUUGAGACAGCUGAGAUCCCCACGUAGAGCACAGGCUCAAAGUGCUCAAGAAUGUGGCUGUUAAAGAAAACACAACAAAAAAAAUUGAACACUUGUUCUAGAAACAAAAGAUGUCCAUGCAAUUGGUGUUUGUAGCAACAACUGACAAAGCUUGAAGGCUAUGCAGUUUUUUAAAAACAUCUUUACUAACGUAUGUGAACAGAAAAGCCACUGCUGGAAAAACAGUUCUGUAUGGUGGUAGGCAAGAAUGUGCAUAUGACACAGCAGACUGCAAAACAAACCUGACAAUUCAGUGGACAAUACUAAGACUCACCUGUAUGUAAACCAUUUUCCGUUACAUAUUUUUGUCACUCACCUUUAAAGUAUUGCUGUAUACUGUAUAUAAUGUAACAGUAAAUUUCCAAAGCAUGAUCUACUUAUGUUUGAUAUAAUAAAUGUUGCACUAAAAGCAAUUAUAUUUUAUUUUUUUAAUCAUAUUAACUAAAACUUGUUAACUGAGUUAGGCUUUGUCGUGUUUGUGUUAAUUGCACACUAGGUUAUGUUUAUGACCUGAAAUACAAAGCCACUGGCACUGUCACUGAUUUUCCUUCUUCACUACGUUUGCCACACUCUACAGGGUGUUUACAUGAUUAUUCUUGAAGUACGGUGAGGACAUUACCUACGUUUACUAAUCUGUCAGAUUUGGAAUGAACGUUUUAAUGAAGUGCAUCUGUCCUGUUUUCUGACCAUUCUUAAAUAAAUUUCUCUCAACUAUA